Molecule: messenger RNA, 1396 nt
Organism: Homarus americanus (American lobster)
Lineage: Eukaryota; Metazoa; Arthropoda; Malacostraca; Decapoda; Nephropidae
Gene: fbp
Product: fructose-1,6-bisphosphatase 1-like
Exons: 9
Coding region: 189-1193 (334 amino acids)
Biological process (GO): sucrose biosynthetic process; fructose 6-phosphate metabolic process; fructose metabolic process
Cellular component (GO): cytosol; cytoplasm
Molecular function (GO): fructose 1,6-bisphosphate 1-phosphatase activity
Source: RefSeq, a predicted model, not a curated record
ACUUGCAGCCCGGCACCGUCAGUAGUAUACUAGCUACAGUGAAAACACCACGGAUGUCCACACCCGGUUCCCCGGCAAUAGUGACACACUCCUUUAGUGUUACGCAGCCUACAGUGUUAUAACCUCGUCACCUCUGGAAAGACACCACGAGACACUGAAACCGAGCUGGGGUUUUGGUUCACGCGAAGAUGGCGACCCAAAGUUCCCAGAUCGACACCAACUGUAUGACCCUGACGCGGUUCACCCUACAUGAGCAGCAGAAACACCCUGAAGCGACGGGCGAUUUCUCCUCACUCCUCAUGAGCAUCCAGACUGCCGUCAAGAGCAUCUCUAACGCCGUCAGGAAGGCUGGCAUUGCUUCCUUGUAUGGCAUGGCUGGUGACGUGAACAUACAAGGGGAGGAGGUGAAAAAGCUAGAUGUUCUCGCCAACGACCUGUUUAUCAACAUGCUUACCUCCUCUUACACCACCUGUCUCCUUGUAUCUGAAGAAAACAAGACAGUAAUUGAGGUUGAGAAAGACCAUCAGGGGAAAUAUGUUGUAUGUUUUGAUCCUCUUGACGGCUCCUCCAACAUUGACUGUUUGGUGUCCAUUGGCUCCAUUUUUUCCAUUUAUAGAAAGUCAUCAGACUCUGUUCCCAGUGUAAGUGAUGCACUCCAACCUGGCAAUACACUUGUGGCUGCUGGAUAUGCACUUUAUGGCUCAGCCACAAUGAUGGUCAUAUCCACUGGUAAUGGAGUUAAUGGAUUUAUGCUGGAUCCGAGUAUUGGCGAGUUUGUGCUAACAGAUCCAAACAUGCAAGUAAAAGAACAAGGCAAGAUUUACAGUCUCAAUGAAGGUUACGCAAACCUGUGGGACCCAGCAGUCUCAGAGUAUGUUCGAGAAAAGAAGGCCAAGAAAGCAGGAGCCAGAUACAUUGGUUCCAUGGUUGCAGAUGUUCACCGUACUAUUAAGUAUGGUGGAAUCUUCAUGUAUCCUGCAACAACAGAUUCUCCCAAGGGCAAGUUGCGACUCUUGUAUGAGUGUAAUCCAAUGGCAUUUUUGGUGGAGCAGGCAGGAGGCAAAGCAACCACUGGCAAGAUGCGUGUUCUUGAUGUUGUGCCUACAGAUAUCCAUCAACGUAUUCCAAUCUUCCUUGGUUCUGCUGGUGAUGUACAGGAGAUAAUUGAUCUCUAUAAAAAACAUAAUCUUUGAAGAUCAAACUAGUACCCUGUACAUUUAUAGUUAUGAACAAAUACUGUACGAAGUUAAGUAAGACGGACUACACGUGGAUGAAUUACCUUAAAGACUAUAAAACAUGUUAAUAUUUUGUCCAACAUUCUUGUUUUUAACACAGUUAAAAUGAGCAGAAGUAAUAAAUUUAUUGGGAUUAAAGGAUGAAUAAAUUGAUGAACAUA